Coffea eugenioides is the source of this 545-nucleotide messenger RNA. RefSeq names its product glutaredoxin. The transcript has 4 exons. Bases 92 to 415 code for a protein of 107 amino acids. Gene Ontology annotation, molecular function: glutathione disulfide oxidoreductase activity. Gene Ontology annotation, cellular component: cytoplasm. NCBI's taxonomy places the organism in Eukaryota, Viridiplantae, Streptophyta, Magnoliopsida, Gentianales, Rubiaceae. The record is from RefSeq and is a predicted model, not a curated record. Gene Ontology annotation, biological process: cellular response to oxidative stress.
CAACCGGGGGCAGGAAGAGGUCAAUUGGCGUGGAUUUUGCAUUCGCUAGUUUUCUCGGGGCUCUGUCAAUCAAGAGAAGAAGAAGAAAGAUAUGGCUCUCCCAAAGGCUAAGGAGAUCGUGUCGGCCAAUCCUGUUGUCGUUUUCAGCAAGUCGUACUGUCCGUUCUGCGUCAACGUGAAGAAGCUGCUGGGUCAAGUUGGUGCCAACUUCAAGGCCGUCGAGCUGGAUGUCGAAAGUGAUGGAAGUGAGAUUCAGGCAGCUCUUGCUGAGUUGACUGGACAAAAGACUGUGCCCAAUGUCUUUAUCGGGGGCAAGCACAUUGGUGGUUGUGAUGCAACAACUGCAUUGAACCAGAACGGCAAGCUUGUUCCUUUGCUAACUGAAGCCGGAGCUGUUGCUAGUGUGUCUGCUUAGAAGACCUUCAAGCAUACGUUGGAUGAAUUAUGCAUGUUUCUGAAGCUAUUAUAUAAAUAAAGCAAUGUUUGUUAGUGUUUCGUUUCAUUUUUCUGUUUGAGAAUAAAUUAUGAAUAGAAGCUUCGCUGGA